Molecule: messenger RNA, 1251 nt
Organism: Prunus armeniaca (apricot)
Lineage: Eukaryota; Viridiplantae; Streptophyta; Magnoliopsida; Rosales; Rosaceae
Source: the annotation of a GenBank genome assembly
AUGGGGAAAGGGGCCAAUGCAAAGUUGGACAAUAAGGUACAAGAAGAGAUUGCUAACAAGUGGAGGAAAUUGAACCCUACAGAGAAGGCAACAUAUGGUGCUGCCUUGGAAGGUUGGAGUGGGAAAGUACAAGGUUCGACUGGGCAAGUAGACGACUCAGUGAAUGAGAUGGGUUUUAUCACUAGAUGCAGCCCGGACCGAUUCCAUCGUACGGUGGAAAAAUUGUCGAAUGAGAAGCGGUUAGCAAUUAAUGCUAUUGGGUUCGGUAAUAUGGCAUCAUUGUCCUGCACUCGUUUACACCGCCAACUAUGCCAAUUUUUGAUUCAAAGGUUCAAUCCUGAUACGUCCUCUAUAGAACUGCACGACAAUGUGUUUGGAAUAGGUGCCGUUGAGUUUGGGCGUGUUAUGGGGCUUAAGAACACCGGCGAGAAUGUUCAACUGGACUGUGCUGUAGAAGAUGAAAAGGUGAAACAGUUAGUGAAGAGUUUCGGUGGAAAUGGCAAGAGAGUAUUAGUAAAGGGUUUAGCAGAACAAUUGGAAAAGUGCGAACAUGUGGAUGAGGACUUUAAAGUUCGAUUCGUGAUUGAUUGGAACUAUUUAACUUUCUUGACGAUCCCAGGGAAGAUAGAGACCAAGAACUGGGCCGACCAUGGAUUCAACUUCUUAUGUGAAGGUGUUAGGUCGUUCCAAGCGAAGAAAGUUUCAUAUGUAAAUGGGUCACUGCUUUUUCUCCAACUAUUCUAUUUCGAUUCAAUUCUCCAUGGUGGAGUAUAUGUUGAUAAGUCUUUGGAUCCCAUUGUGUCAUGGGACAAUAAGUCGGUGUGGAAAAUGAUUAAAUGGGUUAGAAAGCAAGGUGGUUUUGAUAGUCCUACCGUUCGGGUUGUUUCAAAGCACCGUCCAACGAAUGAAGUGUCCGGAGUCAACGUUGAAAGAAUUGUUGAACAAGUUGCUAUCAGAUUGGCUCUGGUAAUACAGGCGGAGGUGAAGCGAUCAGUGUUGGAACUCACCGACAAGGUAAUGAGUGAAAUGAGAUCCUUCAUGAAAGACGCAAGACAACAUCUUCAUCCGGCACAUGAAGAUGUAAAUGAAACUGAGGACGGGGCAUUGAAAAUACGAGAUCAAGGUGUUGAGAAUGUUGUGAAGAAGAAGGGUGAAGAAUGUAGCCAAUUAAAGGAGAAAGGUGCAGUUGAUGAAAAAAAUCCUUGGACGCCAUUACCAGAUGGACAGAGUUUCAGUGAACCCGAGGUAUGA